UGCCAUACUGUCUUGUAGGAGACGAAGCGUUUCCUUUAAAACCAUAUAUGCUUCGCCCUUAUCCAGGCAAGAAUGGGCUGUCACAGGAACAGGACAUAUUCAAUUAUCGGUUAACCCGUGCGAGAAGGAUGAUCGAAAGUAUUUUCGGCAUUCUAGCCAGCCAGUGGCGAAUAUAUCGCAAACCAAUUAUUGCAUUUCCACAAAAUGCUAAAUUGAUGGUGCAGGCGACAGUUUGUUUGCAUAAUUGGAUCCGCAAAGACGACAUUGAUAAAAAUGUUUACGUUCCUGCGGAUAUGGUGGAUCAAAUUCAUCCCGAUGAUCCAAAUAGCUUCACACCAGGUUCUUGGCGAAGAAUCAUUGAAGAUGGCUGCGCUUUUCGAGACAUCAGUCGUUGUGGUUCGAAUACCAGUGCGCGAAAUUGUAUCCAGAUGCGUGAUGAAUUUCGUGAUUAUUUUUGUAAUGAAGGAGCAGUGCCUUGGCAAAAUGACCGACAUAAAUAA
Molecule: messenger RNA, 500 nt
Organism: Wasmannia auropunctata (little fire ant)
Lineage: Eukaryota; Metazoa; Arthropoda; Insecta; Hymenoptera; Formicidae
Exons: 1
Coding region: 48-500 (150 amino acids)
Source: RefSeq, a predicted model, not a curated record